Molecule: messenger RNA, 1455 nt
Organism: Aplosporella prunicola CBS 121167
Lineage: Eukaryota; Fungi; Ascomycota; Dothideomycetes; Botryosphaeriales; Aplosporellaceae
Product: multicopper oxidase
Exons: 3
Coding region: 1-1455 (484 amino acids)
Molecular function (GO): oxidoreductase activity; copper ion binding
Source: RefSeq, a predicted model, not a curated record
AUGCCCGGGCCCCUUAUUGAGGCCAACUGGGGGGACACAGUCAGAGUCACUGUGAUCAACCAAAUGCAGGACAACGGUACAACCAUUCAUUUCCACGGUAUCCGGCAGAACCACACGAACCAGUAUGACGGCGUACCAUCUAUCACUCAAUGCCCCAUACCGCCAGGCGAGCAGAUGACUUACGUAUUUACUGCUACAUCUUACGGCUCUUCAUGGUACCACUCUCACUUUGCUCUCCAAACAUGGGAAGGAGUUUACGGUCCUAUAAACAUCUAUGGGCCCAGCAGUGCCGAGUAUGACGUUGACGCAGGGCACAUCUUCCUACAGGACUGGAGCCAUGAGACUGUGGACACGCUCUAUGCCCGCUCUCAAAGCCCCGUUACUGAGGAGGGCGCUAGAGCACCUGCCAUGGACAACGGCCUGAUCAACGGGAUGAACACAUGGGGUCCAGAUGGCUCAUUUAACCAGACCGGGAAACGUUUCGAGAUGAAUGUGGUCAAGGGCAAAUCGUAUUUGUUGCGACUCGUUAGUGUGGGUAUUCAGUCAAGUUUCAAGUUCUACAUUGACGGGCACAAAUUAAAAGUCAUCUCCACCGACUUUACGCCCAUAGUGCCCUAUGAAACAGAUAUACUCGAUAUCAACAUCGGGCAACGGUACGAAGUUAUUGUGUCCGCGGAUCAAGCAGUGGGCGACUACUGGAUGCGCUCGGACAACCAAGAUCCCUGCGGUAACGUCAGACAAGGCCACGAUAUAAGAGCAAUCGUUCAUUACAACGGCGGUCCAGGGGCCAUGCCAACGUCAACGGCGUACAACUAUACGCCUGCUUGCGUGGACGAGGAUCCGGCGCUCCAUACGCCUGUGCUGGCUCUCGACGCUGCCGAUGCUGACGCCGCCUUCAACGCCGACGUCUCCGUCACGACCGACGCCAACAAUGUCUACAAAUGGUUCAUUGACGGAACAACGUUCGUCGCCCACUGGGGUGAUCCGACGCUGCGCGGCAUCGUGGAAAAGGGCGUCGUGAACAACUACAGCGGCAAGCUGCUACUGACGGCGCCCACGCGCAACGAGUGGAUCUACGUCAUCAUGCAGAGCACCAUAGACUUCCCACACCCCGUACAUUUGCAUGGACACGACUUUGGAAUAGUUGGGAUUGGGAACGGGACGUAUACGGGUGACACGGCAUUGAGGCUGCAGAACCCUGCGCGGCGGGACACGGUGAUGAUGCCGGGCGGGGGCUAUGUGGUCUUGGCGUGGCGGGCGGACAACCCGGGGGUGUGGAACAUGCACUGUCACGUGGGCUUCCACCAGGCGAUGGGGUUUGCGGCGCAGAUUGUGGAGCUGGAAGCGGAGAUUGCGGAGACGUUUGACGACGAUGGCAGCGGGUUGGGCGAGCUGUGCGGGGCGUGGAACGAGUGGGCGGAGGGCCGGGGCUUGGAGCCGCAGUCGGGCGUUUGA